This is a messenger RNA of Siniperca chuatsi (mandarin fish), 3534 nucleotides long. RefSeq names its product IQ motif containing with AAA domain 1 (gene drc11). NCBI's taxonomy places the organism in Eukaryota, Metazoa, Chordata, Actinopteri, Centrarchiformes, Sinipercidae. The coding region runs from base 1030 to 3366 and encodes 778 amino acids. Gene Ontology annotation, molecular function: ATP binding; protein binding; ATP hydrolysis activity. The record is from RefSeq and is a predicted model, not a curated record. The transcript is spliced from 19 exons.
AGAGCCGAACUGAUUGUUUCGACUGACUGAAAACUGAAGUCAUCUUCUGCACGAACAAAGUUUAUUAAUCUGCUGUAAACUGUUCGGGUCCCGAGUGAAUCCAGAAGGAUCUGGAACUAAAACCCUCUCGAACUAAAAUCCUGGUUUUAGUUUAGUUGAUGCUUCGUUUUGAUUUGACUGAAUUUACAGAAAAGAAACGAGUCUUCUGAAAACACUGAAGCUUUUAUUAUAUUAAGAUUUAGGAAAGUUCGAAUAUACUUCUUCUUCUUCUGUCAUGUGGACGUUUUAACACCUGCCUGCUGAGUCACCUGGAGACGGAGGAGGCCGCAGGUCCAGACCUGCAGCAGGUCUCUGCAGGGUCAGUCUGGAUCCUUAUCAGCCCUCCGAUCAAAACAAACACAUCCUUCGACACAGUGAAGGAUCACUUUUGUCUCGUGUGCACUGAGCCCGAAAAACCUCCAGGAUCCAGCUUCUUCUGCAGAAACUUCAGAUCCGGUCCUGAAGGUUCCCAUCAGAUCCGGGCCUGAAGGUUCCCGUUAGAUCCGGGCCUGAAGGUUCCCAUCAGAUCUGGACCUAAUGGUUCCUGUCAGAUCCGGGCCUGAAGGUUCCCAUCAGAUCCGGGCCUGAAGGUUCCCGUUAGAUCCGGGCCUGAAGGUUCCCAUCAGAUCUGGACCUAAUGGUUCCUGUCAGAUCCGGGCCUGAAGGUUCCCAUCAGAUCCGGGCCUGAAGGUUCCCGUUAGAUCCGGGCCUGAAGGUUCCCAUCAGAUCUGGACCUAAUGGUUCCUGUCAGAUCCGGUCCUGAAGGUUCCUGUCAGAUCCGGGCCUCAUGGUUCCCGUCAGCUGUGGAUGGUUGAAUGCUGAGUCUGAAGAAACCUGCCGGUGUAGGAAGACCCCCGACACUCCUCUAACAGGCAGUGGGCGGCGGCUCACGGCGCUCUCCAGGACCUCCUUCAGGACGAGUUUCCUGACAAGCCUCCUGGUUCUCGGGCGGACCGGCUGCAGGUCUUUCAGGACCGGGCCGUCCUCUACAUGAAGUACCUGCAGAUCUUCCGCAGUCUGGGGGAGGUCUACGAGCAGCUGGUGCAGCCUCAGAGGAGGCGGGCGGUCCGGAUGGUUCUGGACGGGCUGACGGGUCGACUCCUGGAGCUCAGGAGUCAGAUGGUGGAGCUGGAGCUGUCCGAGUUUCACUACUUUGAUGAGCUGCUGCUGGACCUGAAGAUGACGCCGAAGGAUCUGGAGAUCCCCGUCCCCCGAUACUUCCUGACAGACAAGAUCCAGCUGCUGAGAGACAGACAGACCAUGUUCACCAACAUCCUGGAAACACAACGAAGCAACCAGAAGGUGAGUUCGGUCCAGUCGAUGAGUCUGGAGGAGGCGGUCCGUCUCCUGCAGGUGUCUGAGCGCGCUCGGCAGGGACGAAUCAGAGCGCAGUUCAUGAAGGAGCUCGUCCAAUCAGAGAGAGGCGUCCACAGACACACCUGGAGACCCCCAAACCUGACCCCAGAUCAGGCUGCGAUCCGGAUCCAGAAGGUGUGGCGAGGUCACAGUCAGAGGAACCGCACCAACGCUCAGAGAACCGACGAGAUGGUGUUUCUGGGAAUGAUCCCUGCGGAGCCUCCUGGUCCCAGUUCAGCCCAGCUCCAGGCCCGGCGGGUGUCAGUGGGUCGGAGGCUGAUCCAGGAUCAGAACGAGGAGGAAUACCAGAGAGCUCAGCUGAGUGUGAAGCAGUCGGUUCUAGACGUGGAGGGAACCGACAUCAGGGAGACUCUGCAGAAACAGAUCCGACAGUGGUUCCUCGAGUGCAGAGACGCCGCAGGAACGUUUCCAGAGUUUCCCGACGUGUCAGCCGGAGGAUCGGCGUCUGUCUUCGCUCAGAAAACACCUGAACAGGUCUCAGCUGAGCUGGCAGCGCGGGACGAGAGAGAGAAGAAGAAGAAGAAGCAGGGAGGACCAGAGAAGAAGAAGAAAGAGACGGCAGGAAAAAACAAGAAGAAGAAGAAAGAGCAGGGCGAUAACAGCUGGAUGAAUCCUCGCAGCUGUUUCCUCUCUGAUGUCGUCGACGGAGAUAAAACCUACUCAGAUGUGUGGCGUUGCCGUGACGACCGUCAGAGUGUUGACGUCCAGCUGCUCAGAGAGGAGAAGAGACAGGAAGUGGAACAGGAAGUCCGACUUCAGGUGGACGAGCUGAUGAGGGCGGAGCUGAAAAACCUCAAACUGGUCAUCGACAAAACAAAGACGAAGAAGACCAAGAAAGGAAGCAGAAAGAAGAAGAAAACGAAGAAGAAGAAGAGAGCGAAGGACCUGACAGCUGACAGGUCUUUACAGUCUCUGUGUGAGGAGUUGAUUCUGGAGGGUUUCCUCAUCCAACCAAUGAACAUCAAGCUCUCGGACUACAUCGGUGAGUACAGUUACCUGGGCUCGACUCUCAGACAGGUGAACGUUGAACCGAUGCCGUCUCUCUCUGACGUCAGACAGCUCAUCGCCCUGUACGCCGUCCUGCCGCUGGGAUCCCAGGCGGUCCUGGAGAGGUUCCCGGUGGUGAAGACUCUGCUGCUGGCUGGUCCGUCCGGAGUCGGUAAGAAGAUGUUGGUUCACGCCGUCUGCAGCGAGACCGGAGCUCACCUGUUCCACCUGAGCCCCGCCCACCUGAGCACCAGGUACCGGGGCAGAGGAGGAGCUGCCUACCUGCUGCACCUGAUCUUCAAGGUAGCAGCAGAGCUGCAGCCGUCUGUGAUCUGGAUCGAAGACGCAGAGAAAACCUUCUGCAAGAAAACGCCAAAGAGCGAGCGAGAGGUGGAUCCUCGGAGGUUGAAGAAAAACCUCCUGAAAUCUGUGAAGACUCUGAAACCGCAGGACCGAGUUCUGGUGAUCGGGACCACUCGAAGACCGUUUGAUGCCGACAUCAAACCGUUCUGUAAAGUCUACAAGAAGAUCAUCCUGAUCCCCAGACCGGACUACAGCUCCAGACUGGUCCUGUGGAGGGAGUUGCUGCGUGCCGAGGGGGCGGAGCCUGGUCCGCAUCUGGACCUCAGCUCAUUGGCUAAGAUCACCGACGGCUUCACUCAGGGUCACAUCCUGCAGGCGGUCCGCUCGGUGCUCCGCCCCCGCAGGCUGAAGAAGCUCCGCCUUCAGCCGCUGACCGCCGCGGAGUUCAUCCAAUCGCUGUCGAGAAUGGAGCCGGUGUACAGGGAGGAGGAGGAGGCCUUCAAGGUUUGGUUCAGGAAGACGCCGCUGGGCAGGAGGAAGGCACGAGCUGCCAAAACCAACGAAGAAGAAGGAGGAGGAGGAGGGAGGAAGAAGAAGACGACCAAAGAGGACAAAAGCAAGACGAUGAAGAAGAAGACGAAGAAGAAGAAAAAGAACUGAUGGUGUUUGAUUUUAGUCUGAUUCUCUGGUUCUAGUCUGUUUUUAUAAAUAAGAUAUUUUAACACGUUUACAAAAUGUGUCUUUAGUUCCUGUAGUGCAAAAACAUUUGCUUAUGUUGUGAAAUACCAUUACAAUUGUUUUCUAAUGAAAUAAAGACGUCUGAUCAUA